CUCACCAACCAAGGUGGGCGGGGCACCGUAGUCUAACCAACCCAGAGUGGUCUGGUCAUCUGAAGAUGUCUGACAAUGCAGAGUCUCCAACAGAAACGCAAAAAGAGGAGCCCCAACCACCGUCAGACGACUCGGCGAUAAGUGAAGAAAAGAAAAAAAUUGACGUGCUGUUGAAGGCAGUGGGAGACACUCCAAUAAUGAAAACAAGGAAGUGGGCAAUGGAAAGGGGGAGAACAGUGCACUCUCUUGCUCAGUUCAUUUCUCGCUUCCUCAAAUUUGAUGCCAAUGAACAACUGUUCAUCUAUGUUAACCAGUCUUUUGCCCCCUCACCGGAUCAAGAAGUAGGGAUCCUUUUUGAUUGUUUCGGCAGCGAUGGCAAACUGGUUCUGCAUUAUUGUAAAUCUCAAGCCUGGGGUUAACUGCUGCCUGCAUCUCAAGUUUCCAUCCGCUCCUCCUUAAAUUCGUCCUCACAAACAUGGACACGAUGUUGUUUUCCACAAUUUAUUGUCUUUCAGUUUUUCUGUACAUACACUGUAAAUAAAUUAUUAUGAUGA
This is a messenger RNA of Mugil cephalus (flathead mullet), 554 nucleotides long. RefSeq names its product ATG12 autophagy related 12 homolog (S. cerevisiae) (gene atg12). Gene Ontology annotation, cellular component: phagophore assembly site membrane; Atg12-Atg5-Atg16 complex; cytoplasm. The transcript has 4 exons. Bases 66 to 419 code for a protein of 117 amino acids. The record is from RefSeq and is a predicted model, not a curated record. Lineage: Eukaryota; Metazoa; Chordata; Actinopteri; Mugiliformes; Mugilidae. Gene Ontology annotation, biological process: autophagy of mitochondrion; autophagosome assembly; nucleophagy.